This is a messenger RNA of Penicillium arizonense, 372 nucleotides long. RefSeq lists its product as uncharacterized. Lineage: Eukaryota; Fungi; Ascomycota; Eurotiomycetes; Eurotiales; Aspergillaceae. The transcript has 3 exons. The coding region runs from base 1 to 372 and encodes 123 amino acids. The record is from RefSeq and is a predicted model, not a curated record.
AUGCCCGUCGGACCCCGAGUCUCCAAAGAAGAAUUCAUGCACGCACUGGGUCUAAACCCCCAAGAUGCCCACCACGAGCAAUACUACCGCGCCAUGCGCGACGAAGCAAUAAUGGUCUACAACCGCAUGAACCAAGACACCUCCAAUCUCCUCGACAAUAUCCGCGCAGACCCAAACACACGCCCGCCGUUCUUCUGGCACCACAUCCGACCAGACCGACAGCGCUGGGCGAUUCUCGAGAUCUGGCGCAACGCAGCACCGCUUACGAGGCCGUUGUUUGAUCGUGGAAUUACCAAUGGCGAGCGCUCUAGGCAGGUUGAGGAGACGGCGCCGAAGAAGUAUUAUGAUCCUGUGCGGAACGGGACUUUGUGA